AUGCAGAGCCAGCAUUUGGCCAGCCAGCCAGCCAGCCCGACUUGGACCUGGUCUGUUUGGCCAGCCAAUUCAGUUGCGUCGCCGAGCCCGAAGAGAAAACACCAUACCUACUAGCCACCAUCCAACCACCAGCUACCACCAGUUAUCCAGUCAGUGCCACUUCCAAUAACCACCGUGAAAGUAACCACCGGUGGCCGCUCAACGUCGCAGGUUAUUGAAAAGGAAACUGCAAUUUAUUGCAAAAUUAUAUGCACUUUUACUUGUUGUGGCCGUAGCCGCCAAAAUUGCUUUACAUAAUUCCCCCACGGCGGACAUGUACAAGCACACGGUCAAGUCGAAGCUGGCCCAGGUGCGGAGCACUCCUCCGGCUGAAGCCCAGCCAGCCACAAGUCCUCUAUCCAAGCACGGACUGGGAGCUGGCAAGAAGUUCUUCUCACACAUUCGUCACAAGAUCGAGGACAAUCUGACGCCGAAGCUGAGCGGAAAACUGUAUUACAAAGGCAGCAAGCACAGCAGAUCCAUGAGUGCCCUGUCCACGGUGGAUGGAGGAUGUGUGGGCGGGAAGUACACACCCAAGGCAGUGGCCCUCAGUCCCAGCCCUCUGCAGAUGCCCAGCAGUGUCCUGACCAGCAGCGUCUACAGCUACAUAGAUAGCGACGAGGAGAGCCAGCUGAGCCUCAGCCUCAGCCUGACACAGCAGUCCCUGGAGGACGAGAUCUUUGCCGAGCUGGAAAAGGUGGCCCACGACGAGACCAAGCUGAACGAGGUGCUCCAGAGCUUCGACCAUUUACUCAACGAAUACCAUCCUCCAGUCUCCGAGGAGCUACCUGCUCCGCCCGCCGAGUUUUGCGAUCGCCAGCCCAUGCUCUCCAAGUCUCACAGUACCCUGAGCAUCAACAGGAAUAUAAGCCGCAUGCAAGUGUACCAGUCCCCGGAGUUGGCAGGAUCAGUGCUGCUGAUGCGCGGAGGAGGAGCAGGAGCCGCAGGUGGCGGGGACUCCAGAUACAACUCCUUAAACGACCUGAAUGGCAGCAGGAUUCCUCUUCGCAAGCAAUCGAAUCUCCGCAAGCGCAGCGAAAGCUUCUGUCUCGAGCAACCAUUGCCAGUUAGAGCUCCUGUCAAGCAGCAAAGGACCCGAUCCUUGUUGACACUCAACACCAUAGCACGUGGAAGAACUCCAGCAGUCCAGCCUCCACCCUCAGCCGCAGUAACGAUGCCCAAAAGAGCCAACUCCAGUCUGGAGAAGCGACUUACUCCGACAACAAAACAGACCCCCCGAAGAGCCAAUUCCACAGUGAAGCCUGGGACGACAAAAGCCAAGUCACCCAAUGCCCACAGCGAUGAGCUGCUGGUCAAGUGCCUGGCCAAAGGGCAGGACAUACUGCGCCAGGUGGAGAGCAUGAAUCCCAAGCCCAAGAGAAGCAGCAGUCGGGGUGUCACCAAGGAGUACUCCCAGAUGGUGAGGAACAAAAAGAAGCUACAGAAACUGCAGUACGCCAACGAGGAGAAGGUUGGCCGGCCCAAGCUAGAGUCCUGCAAGAUCAUACCACCGAAGCUGGGCGAGACCUCGGACAAGAACCAGGAGCUUCUCGUCAAAGUGGUCCAGGAGGUCAAGGUGCAGAAACACCCACUGAAAAAGCCCACCAAGGAGAUCCGAGCAGAGCAGGCGGAGGACUCCGACGACUCGGGUCACAUUAGCAACACCCAGCUGUCCACCUCGACAUCCACCAGCAACUCCACCGGAAGCCUCUGCGAGUCCGAGGGCGAUGACUCCGCCGAAGAGCCACUGCCUCAGAUCGAGAAGCCGUGUUGCAAGUCCAACAAAAUCGCCGAGUUGCUGCAGAAAUUUGAGGCAGCGGCUGCCAAAGAGAAGCCAUCGCCGGCGCCGGUGGUGGCCAGUAAAGUGGUGGCCCAGGUGCAGGCGGUGCGUUGCAUUCAGACCCAGGUGGAGAUCUAUCCCACCUACACGAAAGAGGUAACUAUGCGGCUGCACUGACCUGGCCGAAGAUCCUCCGCUUCCGAUCCUCCCCAGCCCAGCCCAGCCCAGCAAUCUUAACUCUCCGUAUCUGCACUCUAUACUUUUAAAUCUUUUUUAUUUUUUUCUCUAACUAUCUAACUUUUACUGUAAAUGGAAUAAAAAUAUUUAUUGUACAAAAUA
Drosophila bipectinata is the source of this 2158-nucleotide messenger RNA. RefSeq lists its product as uncharacterized. Lineage: Eukaryota; Metazoa; Arthropoda; Insecta; Diptera; Drosophilidae. The record is from RefSeq and is a predicted model, not a curated record.